Microdochium trichocladiopsis is the source of this 713-nucleotide messenger RNA. RefSeq lists its product as uncharacterized. The record is from RefSeq and is a predicted model, not a curated record. The transcript has a single exon. The coding region runs from base 36 to 713 and encodes 225 amino acids. Lineage: Eukaryota; Fungi; Ascomycota; Sordariomycetes; Xylariales; Microdochiaceae.
CUCCAGUCGUGAUUAAAGGACUAUCUAUCCUAGCGAUGGCGAUACACUUCGAGGCGGACGCUGGUCGCACCGGUGGGCAGGUCGGACUGCUGAGCUGGCCUACGUCAGACGCGAGUAGUAGCCAAGAGCAUCGCGUCCUCCUCUGCGUCUCGUGUAGAGUUGGGAUACGACCAGACGACGGCAUACGACUGCACUUCUGGCGGACGCACCGUCUCAAGGGCGACGCACUCGGCUAUAUUAUCGACUAUAGCUACGCCGCCUCGCCAAUUGCGAACCCGUACACCGUACCAGUACCAGCCGACGGAUCACUAUCCAUAGACCAGCUGCCGGUCUUAAAUGGCUUCAGCUGCUUGGAGUGCCGCUUCCUAACGACGAGCCGGAAGCUAAUUAGGGUCCACCGCUCGCAGUCAGGUCACGGUAGUAACUGGAAGGAAGUACGGCUGCAGACCUUAUCACCAGGGAGCCACGCUCGGUACUGGGUAGUUAAGGAAGGAACGCGCGGCAUACUAGGCUUGGGCACACCUACCGCAACCUCCUCACAGCACGCCUUACUCGAGCGGGUUACGAGGUACGAAGAGAAUCUAGCUACGGAGCUGGAGGAGACGCGGCGGACGGUAGACAGCCGGCAGGGAGCCGACUUCAAGUCGACGUGGGUCGACGAGAUGGGCUGGGCAAGGCACCUAGCCGGCAGCGACUUUGGCGAGCACUUCUAA